Sodiomyces alkalinus F11 is the source of this 1493-nucleotide messenger RNA. RefSeq lists its product as hypothetical. Lineage: Eukaryota; Fungi; Ascomycota; Sordariomycetes; Glomerellales; Plectosphaerellaceae. The coding region runs from base 485 to 1081 and encodes 198 amino acids. The record is from RefSeq and is a predicted model, not a curated record. The transcript has 8 exons.
GGGGGUGUGUGUGUUUGGGGCUUGGCGUGGAUCAAAGAGGAAGGAAAUAUAAAAGCCAGUAGGAAUACAUAAACCGGGUAUGGAAAACACGAAGAGAGUUCUGGCGACGGGAGAGAAUGGAGGAUGCCAGUCAAGAUGGUCGAAGCCAAGCCUGGAUGACGGUAGAUACAAGUAUUAAAGAAGGAAAGGAAAAUAUAAAAAUAAAACGUAGGGAUAGAUGGAUUGUAUGUGCGUGCAGGCCGAGACGUUCAAACGGGGAUUAGACAACUCCCGGACAUUGGCGAAAAAGUCGGGGAGUCAAAGUUUAGGGGAGGAAAUUUGGGAGGAGGGAGAUAGCAGUGGUUACCCCGGGGGGGCAGCAGGGAAAAAAAAAAGGAUUGAAGCCGGGAGGGACGAUCAUGGACAGAUAGAGAGUAGAUGAAUUGGAGGCGGGGGUCCGGGCAGGAGGGGGGUAGCAGUUAGUCAAUGGGUAGAAAUCCAGGUCAUGGAUGAGUCGAAGAAGUCGAAGCGUCGUCGAAGGCUGCGGAUAUCGGGAGACGAGACGGGAGAUGGCAGCACCGGGACUUGGAACAUCGAGCGACCGGUCGAUGGGUCGAUAGGACCUUUGGGUAGUGGGGAGCUGGUGACGCGGGGCCCGACGAAGGAAAUCGAUGUAUCUAGAACCCCUAGACAUCACCACCAGACACCAGACGCGUUUACGAGUCUACGAAUGAGCGGGUCCACCCCUGACUGCCGAUCUUGGCCCACUUCCGUCGCACUAACCUCAGGCCAGCAACCUAUUAAAGGCGGGGCCAUGCAGGUUUCGCUCAGAGUAAAUGAUGGCCCCGAGAUCAAGUCUCUUGAUGUCGCCUGGACCGCGUUGUCGUAUAAGGUACGAGCAGGUCACCCCAUUCCGCCAUUCCGGAACCCAUUUUUCAUCUUGUUCCAAUGCACCCGGGCUUAUCAACUCCGCAAGAAUGAACCGAUCAGCCAACCCAUCGGCCUCAAUGCCCGGUUGGAACAGUUCAAAACACUUUCCCUACUCCGUACUGCGUACUGCGUGCGUGCCUUGGACACAAACGGUUUGAAACGCUCCCGGUGAUCAAAAUGCGUAGAUCACAUCAAACAAUCCGCCGGGACCACGGAUUGACCACGGAUUGAUCCAGGCAAUCAAUCCGGUUGAUACGUUUCGUCGUUGCGGCUCAGACACCGUUUCGCCGCCCCUUUUCCCGUCCCUCCGUCGUACAUGUACUACCACCACCACUGUACUGUACCUUACCUUAUGUAUUCGUACACCCGCCCAUGACGGAGGCAGCCAAACCUGGAGACGGUCAAGGUCCCACGGCAGUUCAUCGAGUUCGUUUUGUCCCUCGAGGGUCUUGGCCCCCGGGAGGUCCCAAGAUUCCAGACCCAUCCCAAAAGGCUUGAUUUGACCCCUGCCUCGGAAUAGGCGCCAAUUCAUCAUGAUCUGCGCCAUCAACACAAUGUGAACAACGAACGCGAAUCAAUUGAUU